CUUACUUCGCACUACUUAUCCAUUAUUAGGCGUAGUAGAGAUGGCCACGAACCUCGCGUAGCUAGCAUAAAAUAGGUGUCGCGCAGAUACCGUACCAAGCAAGUGGCUGUUCGGCUGCACGUGAUGACGCACAUCACAUGGCACUGUACGCGCACCAUGCUGUGUCGUUCGUAAUUUCUGACCUGCAAUAUUAGCUAUAUAUUCUGCACGCGGCCUAAUAUAGUUUCGGUCGCCAUCUUACCUUGUUGUGGUUGUCGAAAAGACAGGUUAACCAUGCAUGUGGUCGUCGUAAAAUUGUGCGUGUUAGCGCGGUUUUAGUUUCAAUGUGUUCAAUAUGUGCUGCGUUGGUUAUGCAAACCACCAGUCAUAGCUGAUUGCAACCGCGCCCUGGAUUCAUAACGCCAGUCACCGCCAGUAGUGAUUCUACUCGCUAUACAGCUAUGGAUACGUUUGAUAUGUUAGGAAACGGUGAUAUAGAUGCAAGCUUAGAGCCUCAGACACGGUUUCGUGCUAAUACUUGGCAUGGAUUCCGACCACCGAAACCCGAGCCGGAGGAGCCCCGGGGAGGUGUGUCACCAGUGUCGGAACAGUCGGAAAACGCAGUUAACCUUACGCAAGAACUCCUCGAUCAGGCCGAUGGAGCGACGGGUGUUAAAAAAAAUACAUCACGGAGGAAUGCAUGGGGAAAUAUGUCCUACGCUGAUCUCAUCACUAAAGCAGUACAGAGUUCGCCUGAACAGAGACUGACGCUGUCACAGAUAUAUGAUUGGAUGGUUAGAAAUGUACCUUACUUCAAAGACAAGGGAGAUAGCAACAGUUCUGCUGGGUGGAAGAACUCCAUACGACACAACCUGUCGCUACACAACAGGUUCAUGAGAGUGCAAAACGAAGGUACAGGCAAGAGCUCCUGGUGGAUGAUCAACCCAGACGCUAAGCCUGGCAAAAACAUUCGGCGUCGUACUGGGUCCAUGGACACUCACAAGUACGAGAAAAAGCGCGGAAGAGUGAAGAAGAAGUUAGAACUACAGCGCGCUCUAUUGGCUAAUGGUAGCCCCACGUCUUCGGAAGGUGGCGAAUUGCUGGACACGUUCCAGCUGAGUGUAGCUGACUUCAGACCUCGCACGAGUUCAAAUGCGAGCAGCUGUGGCAGGCUGUCGCCAAUUCCAGCCAUAGAAACGGACAUGCACGACAAAGAGGUCCCUCCCAUGUCGCCAAUCCCCUGGAAUGCGGAGUACAACGGCUCAUCGUACGGCUCCAAUAGCAUGGACCUUUUUGCGGAACAGUUGACGGAAACGCUGAGUGAAAGUAUGAAGAUCACCAAAAGUCCAUUGCAUGAGCUGAGUCCGGAGGGCAGUGGGUACGGCAGCGGCUACCAGUCGCCCGCACACUUCCCUCACUCUCCUGCUGCUAACCGCACUUGCAGUAACCCUCACUCGCCAUACAACAACUACGUGGGUUCACCCUAUUCGCAGUCGAGCACCGGUGCGCCUCAGCAGCGCCAACAGUCGAGUGGAUUUGGCAUUCCUCUCCAGCAGUCGGUCUCCCCUCGCAGCUCGCUCACGACCCUUCAGCAGCCCACCGGUCAGAACCUGUACGCUAACACGGUCCUUAACGAGGAUCCGAUGAUGUCUUCAACAGCCGUCAGUCGCCACGUCUACACACCUUCAUCCCAAGGCCCACUCACGAUGUUGACGCCUGUCGGGACAGACCUUGCGACUGUGGCAAGCACAGAGAACAGUCAGUCUGCCAUCACUCCUCAGGCAAUUCAACCGGCCUUGUCGAGUGACUUGGACUUGGCCCUUGAUACGAUGAUGGGACUAGAGUGUGAUGUAGACCAAGUGAUACGACAUGAACUGAGUGUCGAGGGUAGCCUCGAUUUUAACUUUGAUGGCAUAGGUAAUGUCAACCCCCAGAAUGCGACUGAUGCUGUGCAGCCUGGAAGCCACUGGGUGCAUUAAAAUAGGUGGCCUAUAGAUGCCUUUAAUAUGAGAUGUCUUCAUGGGUGGGGAACUUCGACAAAAUCAGCUCAACUCAUGGAUCAAGGGUGUACAUCUACAUUGAAUCAAAAGCUUCAUCUUGCUUCUAAGCUACUAGCUGCAAGAUAGUACGGCAGUAUGCACUCCAACAGUGUAGACACUGCAGUAUGCCGCCAUGACGCUGGUCUAUACUGCACUGUGUGUCGGAGCACCGGUGACACCGUGGUCGAUCUCAUCAUAGCGUGCUGCAUAGAGCAUACACUGGUAUUGGUGAUACUGCUGUUCGACUAUUAUUCACAGCUACGACACAGACUGGUAAUGGAGGCAACACACUACAGUAGGCAUUGUAGCAAAUACCACGAAAUGCUGAUGGAUAGUGCAUCGCUACUACUUAUGCAGUUACAUGUAAUACCAUUUUGUCAGGCGAUUGGUCAUUACUAGAUUACUGCUAAUGCUGGCAACAGUGACAUCAACAUCAUUCAGUCAUACCUACUUCAGCAAUGGUGACUUCAGACUGCCGUGGGGUUGGUCAUUACUAAAGUUUACACUAGUAACGGUGACACCAGCCUGCCGUCACCAGCCUGCUGCGUGAUUGGUCAUUACUAAAGUUUACGCUAGUAAUGGUGACACCAGCCUGUGGUGUGGUUGGUCAUUACUAAAGUUUACGCUAGUAACGGUGACACCAGUCUGCCGUGUGGUUGGUCAUUACUAA
Molecule: messenger RNA, 2688 nt
Organism: Priapulus caudatus
Lineage: Eukaryota; Metazoa; Priapulida; Priapulimorpha; Priapulimorphida; Priapulidae
Product: forkhead box protein O-like
Exons: 3
Coding region: 441-1958 (505 amino acids)
Biological process (GO): regulation of transcription by RNA polymerase II
Cellular component (GO): nucleus
Molecular function (GO): RNA polymerase II cis-regulatory region sequence-specific DNA binding; DNA-binding transcription factor activity, RNA polymerase II-specific
Source: RefSeq, a predicted model, not a curated record